This is a messenger RNA of Branchiostoma floridae (Florida lancelet), 1981 nucleotides long. RefSeq names its product peroxisomal sarcosine oxidase-like. Gene Ontology annotation, cellular component: peroxisome. NCBI's taxonomy places the organism in Eukaryota, Metazoa, Chordata, Leptocardii, Amphioxiformes, Branchiostomatidae. Gene Ontology annotation, molecular function: flavin adenine dinucleotide binding; sarcosine oxidase activity; L-pipecolate oxidase activity. The transcript is spliced from 8 exons. The record is from RefSeq and is a predicted model, not a curated record. Bases 110 to 1276 code for a protein of 388 amino acids.
CUGCACUCAGUGACACCCAAGGACAUGUCAUGAUUUAUGCGUCACGCCAGUUUUCAAACCGGUGCGAACCAGAUCGGACCAGUAGGUUCCAAAGUCCAGAUCAACAAAGAUGGCGGAAGUUUGGGACGCAGUAGUGGUCGGUGCGGGGAUAGAGGGAUCCGCCACGGCGUUUCAACUGGCUAAGAACGGUUGUCAAACACUUCUCGUCGAACAGUUCCCCUUGCCACACAGUAGAGGGAGCUCCCACGGUGCCAGCCGCAUCAUCAGGAAGGCGUACGUCCAGCAGCACUAUGCACAGAUGAUGAAGGAAGCGUACCCAAUCUGGGAACAGGUGCAGCAGGAAACAGGCACACAGCUCUACAUGAAGACCGGUGGCCUGAUGGUGGCCCCGUCAUCAUCCCAGCAGCUGGACCAGACGGAGCGGAGCCUGGCAGGGGCGGGGAGUGAGUUUGAGAAACUCAUCAGCGACGACCUGAAGCUGAGGUUCCCAAACCUGAGCUUCCCUGCAGACUACCGAGCAAUCCUGGACCCUGAGGCAGGGGUGCUGAAGGCUGACAAGGCACUCAGGUGCUUCCAGGACCUGUUUGUGAAGUAUGGUGGAAGGAUACGUGAUGAGGAGAAGGUGGUGCGGAUCGACCCAGGUGAUGUGGUGACCGUCCACACGUCAAAGUCCACGUACAAGACACACAGACUACUCCUCCUACCAGGGCCCUGGGCUGGGAAACUGUUGGCCCCACUGGGGCUUCAGCCGCCCCUAGAGCCCGUGCGCAUCAGUGUACUGUACUGGCGAGAGAAGCAACCGGACACCUAUGCCCUAAAGAAGGGUUUCCCUGUGUUUGUAGACCACACCAUACCCCACAAGUAUGGUCUUCCCAGCUUAGAGUAUCCAGGAAUAUACAAGCUCUGCUUCCACUCUGGUCCAGUGAUUGAUCCAGACAACAGAGAUGGUGUGGCUGGUAGUCAUGGCAACCAGGCGAUUGUGAGGAUGAUGUGUGACUAUGUCAGGAAACACUUCCCUGGGUUAGAGAGUGUUCCAGCCAUUCAGGAGUCCUGCAUGUAUACUAACACCCCUGAUGAAGACUUCAUCCUGGAUCGCCAUCCACAGUACAGGAACAUCAUCAUAGGGGUUGGCUUCUCAGGCCAUGGCUUUAAGCUGGCACCAGUGGUGGGGAAGUUACUGUGUGAGCUGGCUAUGGACAAGCAGCCAUCUUACGACAUGACACCGUUCUCUCUCAGCAGGUUUCACAACACCGCAACUCCUCAAGCCAAACUCUGAACUAUAUUGUAUAAUGGGCAAAGUGCAUUUAUCAUUGUAUAUGUUACGUCAACUUCCUAACUAGUAAGUUUUGUGCACCUUUACUGUAAAUUAUUGAUAAAUCAACUCUUCUAGGAUUGGUGAAAAAUUAUGAAUAAACCCAUAACUGGAUGCAAAAAAAAGAAGAAAUCAGAGUGGGAAAAAUGUUCCAAAGGGUAUGUGGAGCAGUACUCUUUUACUGCGAUAAAUUCAAAUGAAGUGAAUUUUUUUUACAUAUAUUUGAUAUGUGUACGUAUCUUAGAUGUAUAUUUAUCCUCACUGACAAUAUCUGUGACAAAUGCCAAAUUCAGCCAGAUAAAUACUGUGUACAGUGUUGACUACCAACACAGAUGAAUUUUCAUGCUUAACAUUGUGUAAGAGUAACGUUAUCUGUUUUAUUGUAUCAAUAACUCAGGGAAUACAAACUCUUGAUUGGAACCAGGUUCCUGUGAUCACAAGUUUUCUUCAGUUUUUUUUUUUUACUUCUGUUCUCACCAAACAGCUUUCAAAGUCUUUCAGAAAGAAACCUUAUGUUGUAUAAUGUAUGCUCUAAUUUAAAACUAAGAAUUCUUUGAUUGGGCAAUAAUGAAGGCUCAAUAAGAUGUUUAUGAUGUUCUAUAGCCAUAGAACUGUUGAUUAGAAUGCAACAGAAAAGAGUCGUAUAUACAAACAGUAUUUGACAUUUUA